CCCUAGGAGCCUCACACUUGUUUCUAUCCGUCUGGUCUGCCUUUUAUUAUUUCUUUGCCCCCUCCCCUCCUAAAAUUGAGAUUUGAUUUCUUGGUCUCUCGAUAAAGCUUUCGUUGUUGUCAUCUUACAGAGAAAGAUCAAAAAAAAAAAAAUGGAGGCUCCCUUUUCAACAACAAUAGUCGCUGGAUCGCAGGCCACCAUUUUGGCCGACAACACUGAUUCUGACAGCAAAACAGAGGACUCGAGCUUGUCUCAAAGGCAGAACAUCACCAAAUCACAAGAAGUCAGAUCGGCACUCAUCGACAUAACCAACGACUCACCAAUCGUGGGUCUAGCGAUGCAGACUCCUCCUUCAGGGUUCGUGUGUAAGAGACAGAACAGCAGAAUCAUCAAGAGCACCCCUGGUUCUGGUGAAGCCCUUCUGAGAGGACAAGUCAAAACACUUUUGGAAAAAGUCGAAGAAGGAACAGAGCUUGCCCAUUCUAUAAAGCCUCUCCCUUUCAUCCAUCUCGUCACUUCCCCAAUGAGACUUCUCGCCCCAACUCCAGCAAACACUCCGAACUUUCCGGAUGAUCAAGUGCAGAUUAAGAUCGCAUCUCCGGUUGUUGCGGGCCACUCGAGAACUUCUCAAGUAAGCUAUGUCGAUGGGACUUGUGAGAUAUUUGAAGAGGAGCUAGAAAUGAGUAUGAGCAUAAGUCGUUCUUUGCUGUUUGAUUUCACGGAUAAGUCAGAAGCAUUACGGGAGGAGGAAGAAGAAAAAGAAGAGGUGGAGAAGACUCAAGCUGGAUUUGCAGGGAAACAUAGUAGAUUUGCGUACAACAGUGAAGAUGAUGCGAAUAUCAUAAAGGCCAAAAAAGUUUGCUACUGAAGAAAAGUCUUCUAAUCAAUAACUUCCCCAUAUUAUAUUGUAUUGGGCUGCUUUGUAUUUUGUCACGUAAGAGUGAUCUAAACACAAUUGUGAUAUCCAUAACAAAAAGUUGUGAUUUUUAGGCCCAAAAGGAGCCCAUUAAUGAGACGAACACAGCAGAAAGUUCGUUGUCCGCAAUAACAGAAGGCAUGAAAAACAGAACAGAAGAACAUUCCAACGAUCAACCUCUCUACUCUCUACUUACCUCUUCUUACCUCCCCCAAAGUUACAUUUUGUGUGUAGUAAACGCGAACAUAUAUACAUUUUCAAAACUAUAUUCUGUUUUUCUAA
Raphanus sativus (radish) is the source of this 1198-nucleotide messenger RNA. RefSeq lists its product as uncharacterized. The transcript is spliced from 2 exons. The record is from RefSeq and is a predicted model, not a curated record. The coding region runs from base 152 to 868 and encodes 238 amino acids. NCBI's taxonomy places the organism in Eukaryota, Viridiplantae, Streptophyta, Magnoliopsida, Brassicales, Brassicaceae.